Aureobasidium pullulans EXF-150 is the source of this 828-nucleotide messenger RNA. RefSeq lists its product as uncharacterized. Lineage: Eukaryota; Fungi; Ascomycota; Dothideomycetes; Dothideales; Saccotheciaceae. The transcript has 2 exons. The record is from RefSeq and is a predicted model, not a curated record. Bases 1 to 828 code for a protein of 275 amino acids.
AUGGCUGAUCCCGCAAAGAUCUCAGUCACUUUCGAUGUUCCCAUCCUCGGUCAGAUCCUCGAGGCCGUUAGAGCUCUCGGGGCUCAAUCAGCGGAUUUCUCAGUCCGCCUGCAAGCGAUUGAGGCCCGGCUGACUGUGGCACCCACGGCCGACGGCGCCUCUUUCAUCGGGCCAGACGACAGAUCGCCCUACCACCGCGCUGGCGACGAUGGUCAUAUUACCCCUAGUGCCGAUGAAGCCUUCGCUACUGCAUUUCAUUCUGCCACUUAUCAGCCGGAGUUCGCUCCAGAUCAGACGUCUUCAAUCCCUAAGCACGUCUUCGCAUCCAACACGCGACCUAGAUCCGGCCGCCCAGCUGAUAGAUCAGCGCUCGGAAAGAAGCGAAAGCGCGCUGACAGUGAUCAAUCGGGUCGUACUGCACCAGGCUUCCAGAUGAGAGAGUCCGCGAACCAGAUCGAAGAGAACAGGAGAGAAACGUUGGCUCGUUCACGCGAGGCAACUCCUAUUGCUGAGGCACCUUCGCGCUCAGAAUCUCCGUUAGACAAGAGAGAUGCCGAAUCCACCUCAGAUGGUCUGGACUCUAUGCCUCCGCUCCGCCCACAACAGGCGGCUUCGAUGCUACCGCCUCGAGCUCGUUCCCGACGCCAUCAAAGCCCACAGGACCAUCAGCCCGGUGAGAGUGUCCUUGAAGCCGACGAGCUUCCCAACAUCAGUCAGAGUGGCAGAGUCCGCAAACAGACGCCUCGCCAGACCGGAUUCGUUGGAUUGCCUACCAAAAAAGAGAUCAAUCGCGACUCGAGACUGACAAAGCGAGGUGGUCAAAGAUAG